AUGAAAAAUCCAGAAAUUCAAGCUUCACAACGUUGGAUUGUACAAAAUUGUAAAAAAUACCCAAAAUGUUCUUGUCGUAUAGAAAAAGCGGAUGGAUGUGAUCAUAUGACAUGUAGUAAAUGUCGUUAUGAAUUUUGUUGGUCAUGUUUGGCUAAUUAUGAAGCUAUUCGACGACAUGGAAAUCAUCAGCAUGAUUCUCGUUGUAAACACUAUGUACGAUAUCAUAGUUAA
Messenger RNA from Rotaria sordida, 231 nucleotides. NCBI's taxonomy places the organism in Eukaryota, Metazoa, Rotifera, Eurotatoria, Philodinida, Philodinidae. The record is from the annotation of a GenBank genome assembly.